This is a messenger RNA of Rhinichthys klamathensis goyatoka, 4987 nucleotides long. It is a transcript of the gene mideasb, whose product is annotated as mitotic deacetylase associated SANT domain protein b. Gene Ontology annotation, molecular function: transcription corepressor activity. Bases 944 to 4270 code for a protein of 1108 amino acids. The transcript is spliced from 13 exons. Lineage: Eukaryota; Metazoa; Chordata; Actinopteri; Cypriniformes; Leuciscidae. Gene Ontology annotation, biological process: negative regulation of DNA-templated transcription; regulation of transcription by RNA polymerase II. Gene Ontology annotation, cellular component: histone deacetylase complex; transcription regulator complex. The record is from RefSeq and is a predicted model, not a curated record.
CUAGUUUCAACCAAGUGUGUCUUGUCUUUUGCUCAUUGACCACAUCGUAAAUCAUUGACUCGAUUCAGGUAUGGAUGGGGAUGUUUAGUACAAGCCAUGUUUUGAAGAACGUUUCCCAGUGACGGAAUUUCCCGCAUGGCCUGUGCAUUUGCUGUAACUUACAGCGCCCCGCAUGGAAGGGGAAAUACCUUAUAUGGUAACGGAAGUGGGUGUGGCCAACAGGACAGUAAGGGAUCACAAGACUUCAUCUGAAAGAGAAUGUGUUGUUCCAUACUCCGUGGACGAGUGAACUAGAUUGUUUUUGGGCGAUUUGAUUCGCAUGUGCGUGCAAUCAUAACGAAAUCGAGUGCAAUUGUUUUGGAAAACGCCACGCCAUUUUGUCAAAGAAGCCCUCCAUUUCUCGGUGGUUUCAUUUGCACAAGGAUCUACCUCUUGACUUGAAUAUUACUGGAGUGAGGUCAGCAUUGCAUGACUCAAUCGUGGAUAAGCAUGCAGUCAUUUCUGUACUGUUGCAUUGGACCUUGGCUUGCAUUUGUUCUUACUUAGGGCGACAUGAAGCGCAGAAAAUAACUAUGGUUGUCUCCCAUGAAUAAGCAACAAGUUAACCUAAAGACUUCUCAACCCAGCUUGGCAUCCCAGGACCUGAAAAUUUGGCAGUGAAGAAUAAAAGCAAAUAGACAUGUUUGAGCUACACCAUACUGAAACUACUAUUUCUGCACAGGAGAUGCUGCAGUUUUGUAUUUUAAAGCUUAUUUGCAUUUCUACUAUGUUGAGUAGGUUUGGAUGACCAUUGACUGCCAAAAUACUGGAUAAAACUAGGGUUCUUUGUCAAGGGCGAUACUCUAAGACUUUUGAUUAAACCAGAGAAAGCUUAGUGUGGUUUGGGGAUUUGAACUCUUGUCUCCAUAACCACCCACUCCACCACUCCACAGAAUCUAUAUUCAUGAAAGUCAUGAGUUUGCAACCUCAACCGAAACCAAACGCAAAGAGAACGGGCAAACGCAUCACUUUCUUCAACGAUCAGGGUGUGGCAAUGAAAGAGGCCUCUCAGCAUACAGAGGCCUACUAUGGCAUCCCUCCCUCAGGGCCUGGCCAUAAUGACAGUGGAGGUGUGGAAGGCUCGAAUGCAGAAGCACCACAUAUGUACCUCAAUUCUGUCAUUUUCAGCCCAGAGAAGGGUGAUCAAAGUCGUGGGCACUACCAACAGACUGUGCCCAUGAAGUGGUCACAUCAAGACCCGUCUUUGCAGCCCCAACAGCGACCAAACAGUUGGUCACAGGGUAUAACAGCAUGGUCCCAGAACUAUGCCCCUUACCUGGGGGCUCAGACUGUAUUUGCAAAGCAGAUGCAUGAAGGCAUGUCAGUACAACAGCAGCAGCCCGAGCCAUCGACUAUUAGGGCAACUGAAAAACAAGGCGCUAACAUAAGUGGAGAUACCUUCAGGGACACGACCAAACCUGGCCGGGGCAUGGACUGGGAACAGCAGCAAGCUUUUCAGCAGACUCAAAAGCCUGGAAUGUUAAAUCCACAGCAGCAUGGACAGUCCACCACUGGAAAUUCGGUGCUGCAACCCUUUCAGUUAGCUUUUGGACAGCCCAAGCAGAACUUGGUAGCAGGUUACUAUCAGGUAGUUCAGGGCAAUCGGACCUUGCCAAAUUUGAAUUACAGUACACAGACGAAUUCUCAGCAUCAUCUUCAGCAACUACAGGAACAGGAGCAACAGCAAAAGCUGCAGAUGCAGCGACAGAUGAUGCACCAUCAACGGCAGCAACAGCUGGAACAGCAGAUACGACAGCAGACGCAACAGCAACAGGUACUUCAGCAUCAAAAACAGUCACGACAAAUAUCCCAAUCACAGUUACAGCAACAAGCACAGCAACUAAAUAAGACUCAGCAACAGCAACCACAACAGCAUAUGCAACAGAUUCAACUGCAACUUGACUUGGCGCAGCGGCAAAAAAUAUCUGAGCAACCUCAUCAAAACCAGCAUGUAUUGGAAAAUUACUCUGAUGGACAGCAGCCACGUGCCCCUUCACUUGAUCAGCAUCCCCCCUCAUUACCAGGACAGUCCCAAGAGACCACUAAUCCCCCAUCAACACAGACUAAGGACUCUGUUCCUCAGCCUCCUGCAAAUGUUCCCCAGCAAUCCACUGAGAGCCAACAGCCUGGGCCCCGGAGAUCACGUCGGCUUUCAAAAGAGGGUGGAGGCCCUGCCUCAGAUAACCCAUUUGUCAUGCCGACUGAUCUUCAUGCCCAAGGCUCUCAGAACGGGGCUUCUGAGACCAUUGCGGUGCAAGACAUCCGGGCCGCUCCGACAGGUGUAAUCCAGAGCACACGCCGUAAGAGGAGGGUGUCGCAAGAGGUCAACCUGGAGACCUUGGCUCAGAAGGCUUCGGAAAGGGAAUCUCUUCCCUCGCGGAAUGUCAAGCAAGAGCCACACAGGCCCUGGAGCCCCCCUGUUGCCCCGACAGGUCCAGGUCGAGGGGCAGCUGAGGUGGAGCAGAUGAGUGCCAAGCGGCCCAGAGAUGACAGCCUCAUGCCGUUGGUCAUUCCAGUAUCUGUGCCAGUGAGGCAGACUGAUUCCUCAUCCCCGGAUCACGAGCAGGCUUCCCUUUCAGCUAGUUGGCCAUCACGGCCUUUGGGCGCCCAUGACAUGAGCUUCUCCGAUUACAAAACCUCUGUGAUUGUUACACGACGACGUUCACUGCGGAACUCUCUGUCUGAGAGCUCAGGCCAGAAUGGUGGAACAGAGAGUGGAAGUGAAGCUGACGCCAAAUCAGCCAAAGCCAAACGACGGCCUCGUCCAGAACCGCUCUUUAUUCCCCCACCCAAACUUGGCACUUUCAUCGCUCCACCGAUCUACUCCAGCAUCACACCUUACCAGAGUCACUUACGUUCACCUGUCCGAUUGCCUGACAACCCCCUCAACAUGCCGCCUUACACUCCCCCGCCCAUCCUCAGCCCGGUUCGAGAGGGUUCGGGUCUUUACUUUUCCACCUUCCUGUCGGCCGCUGCUGCUGCUGCUGCAGCAAAUAAUCAAGGGCUGCCUCCACCUGCCACUCCCAAAUCUGCCACCCGCAGCCUCCUGCGCUCCAACAGCAGUGAUAUAACUCCUCCAGUUCUCACUGCUAUGAGUGAGGCUACACCUGUCAGCAUUGAGCCUCGGAUAAACAUUGGAUUGCGGUAUCAGGCGGAGGUCCCAGAGCUGAGAGAGCGCUUGGCAGCGCAGCACGACCUACACAAGGCUGAACUGGUGUGGGCGCCACUGCCUGACCUGGAGGCCAAUACUCAGGAACAGCAAAGAGUGGAUGACCUCAUGCACCUGGCGUGCUCGAGUGCGUUGUACGGAGGAGGGACCAAUCAGGAACUGGCUUUGCACUGCUUGUAUGAAUCCAAGGGUGAAAUCAUGGGAGCACUUGCCUGUCUGUUGUUAAAAAAACCCACCUUUCCCAAAGCGCACCCCUUGGCUGACUACCACUACUCUGGCUCUGAUAGCUGGACGCCAGAGGAACGACGGAUCUUCAACAAAGGCAUCGCUGCCUACAAGAAGGACUUCUUCAUGGUUCAGAAAAUGGUGAGCUCCAAGACAGUGGCUCAGUGUGUGGAGUUUUACUACACGUAUAAAAAGCAGGUGAAGAUCGGCAGGAAUGGAACGCUCAUAUAUGGAGAAGCAGAACCACCAGAAACUAAACCCACAACAGAGGAGGAAGUGGACAAUAAAAGUUCACAGAAGUUUGAAUCACGGAAAGAAGACGAGGAGAGCAGGAAGUGGGAUGUGUCAUGUGACAGGAAACAAGAAAACAGCCUGGGCAGGGUGACACAAACUCUACAGGCCACUGAAAAUGCUCCUGCCGUCUUAGUCUUAAGAAGUCAGGAGGACAGCACUAAGGAUCCGUCCACGUUGGGGGUCAGUCAUCCUCCUCCACCACCACCACCACCAUCUAAACCUCGCUCUGAAACCACAGGCCGGAAAAGUGUGGCUGGCAAUACAGGAAAAGGACAAACUAACCAAGAGGGUGAAUUUCCCUGCAAGAAGUGUGGCAGGAUCUUCUUCAAGGUGAAGAGCCGCAGUGCCCACAUGAAGAGUCACGCCGAGGCGGAGAAAAAAGCAGCUGCGCUCCGGCAGAGGGAGGCCGAGCAGCGCGCGGCAGCCGCCAUGUUAGCCGCCCAGCAGAACGGAGCGAUGGGGGAUCAGGGCAGAACCAGGAGAGCCAGCAGCGACGACUCCUCGGAGGAAGAGGAGGAUGCAGAUGAUGAAGACUGGCACUAGCUAACAAUCUCCUUUGUAUGGCAGAGAAAAGACUUAUUUAUUUAGAUUUUACCAGCCAACAAAAUCCCAUCCCGAAAGAACAGUUUCAGGGACUAACUCCCGUCGAAUGUUUGUGUGAGUGCGUAUGUGUGUUACGUGUGUAUAUGAGACGGACAGAGACCGAUGCUGUAGAAGCAUUCAGGGGCUUCAUGUUCAGAUAUAGGGCUAUUGGGAGUGUAAGCCAUGCCAUCUCAGUGUGAGUGUGUGCGCGCGCGCGUGUGUGUGUGUCUAUAAAAUGCACUUUCGGACUCAUCCAACACACACUGAUCUGACCGCAGCACAUCUAUCCAGUGUCUGUGCACAGAACUCUCUCCGGUGAAAUGAACUAUUAUGGACGUAGACGGACACAAAAGCAAGUGUGCAUGCGUGCUUAGUCUUUUCCUCCUUUUUGGCAAUGAAAACGACGGCAUCUUUCUCUUCCACGUGACUGCCAAACGCUUGCACAACUGUGCUUGUUUGCCUGGUCUUGAUCUCCAGUGCUGUAAUUUUGGGCUUUCUGUUUUCAGUAUCUUAAAGGUAUAGUUCCUCCGAAAUGAAAAAUUCUGUCGUUUUUCUCACCCUCGUGCCGUUACAAACCUAAAUGACUUUCUUUUAUCCGUUGAACACAAAAGUUUAGUGGAAUGUUCAUGCUUCUCUUUGUCAUAUAAUAUUGCUUAAGGGCUUUCAAUUUCCAAAAAG